UCUCCAUGCAGACAGACCAUCAUUGCGGAGCUAUGUCAAUUGUAAUACAGUGAAUGGACAGAUGACAUGAAAGGAUAGCUGCUAGCUGUGUUCGGGUUGCAUGCUCGUAUUACUUUGAUGUACACGCAUGAUAUUACAGAAUGAGAGUGUUUAACGUAUGGCCGAGGCUAUCUCAUGCAACUCUGGAUUUUCUGUUUACGACGCGCAGAGUCGUUUAUUACUCAACAUCCUCAACAUUCACUAAUUUUACAGAAAUUGGUGACAGCAUGUCGUCUGAUCAAAAGGAACAGAAAACAUCGCCAGUUCCGACGAAUGAAAAGGGCGAAUAUAAAGGGGCUACGACUGCAUUUCGCAACUGGAUCACGGCCGAUGGAGAAUUUCAGCCGGAGAAAAGCCGUUAUCAUCUGUACGUGUCAUUGGCAUGCCCGUGGGCUUCCCGAACUCUCGUAACGCGUAAACUAAAGGGACUGGAGGAUACCAUUGGAGUUACGGUGGUAGAUUGGUUGAUGGGAGAGAAAGGAUGGUUCUUUUCGAAUGAUAAACCGAAGACAUCACUCGAUACAGUCAACAACUGCAAAUAUAUGAGGGAGAUUUACGAGCUCGCAAGCCCGGGUUACAACGGUCGCGUGUCUGUACCCGUACUUUGGGAUAAGAAGAACAGAACCAUCGUCAACAAUGAAUCUGCCGAGAUCAUGAGGAUGUUCAACAAGGAGUUCAAUGCCUUUUCCGCCACCAAGGAACAAGGAGAAUUGGAUCUGUGCCCUCCAGAUCUGUUGAAAGAUAUUGAUGAGGUUAAUUCCUGGAUCUAUGAGAACAUCAACAUUGGAGUUUACAAAUGUGGCUUCGCCACCAGUCAGGAAGCUUAUGAUGAUGCUGCUCCUAAACUGUUUGCCGCCCUUGACAGGGCCGAAGAAGUGUUGUCUAAAUCCCGAUAUCUUUGCGGAGAUAGAAUGACAGAAGCCGACAUUCGACUCUUCACUACUCUCGUCAGGUUCGAUACGGUCUACGCCCAUCAUUUCAAGUGCAACAAGAAGCGGAUCGUUGACUACCCGAAUCUUUGGGGUUUCACCAGGGAUAUCUUCCAGACUCCAGGAGUAAGUGAGACUGUAGAUCAAGAACACAUCCAGAAGCACUACCAAGUGAGCCACGUACACAUCAAUCCGAAUCGCAUAGUGGCCAUUGGGCCCGACCUGGACUUUAAUAGCCCACAUGGAAGAGACGUAAAAUUUUCCAAGUAGAUAGGUCCGAGAUAGGUCUACAUCUUGAGGAUUUUACUGCUAUACCCUUAUGAUUAUGCUACCUAGGCUUGACAUUGUACUAGCUAAAAAUCUGUUCAUAGCCCUAUCUAUAUAUUAAAUCAGUUGAAAAGCAGUCUAUAAUUGUUACCAAUUGUUAUCUCAAAUGUGUGAAUUAUUUUAAGAAUAUUCAAUAAAACAUUACAAGCGAAACUCGGUGAAAGAAUACAUAGAAUAUCUUUUUAUCACGACAUUGUACAGAAAAUAGUGAGCCGUCAUUUUAGGAAUCGAUUGCUGUCAGUGGCGUACCUAGGAUUUUUCACAGGGGGGGCAAAAUUGGCCGCCCAAAAAUUUGACAAGCAAAAAAAAAAAAAAAAAAAAAAAGGUCUUCAAAAUCUCGUCAGGGGGGGGGCAGAGUGCCCCCCCUGCCCCCCCCGUAGGUACGCUAGUGAUUGCUGUUACAAGCGAAACUCGGUGAAAGAAUACAUAGAAUAUCUUUUUAUCACGACAUUGUACAGAAAAUAGUGAGCCGUCAUUUUAGGAAUCGAUUGCUGUCAUAGAUAUUAUGCAUUAACUAUUUUUUUUCAUCAUUUUUACUUUGAAAUUGUAGAAUAACGUUCCAUCAUUAAUUCGAAAUGUAUAUUUACUCCGUUGUGAAUUGCCUUGACGGUUCUUCCGUUUUUAAAGGAUAGGGCCUAUAUAUACCCUUUUUAAUAUGAACUCGUUGUUUUUUGUGUUUUCAUGGCAAUGUUUUUUUUUUCAAAAUAGGACUGUGAAUGGGGAAGUUCUACUCGAAGGUUAAAUGUAUUCUGCUAUAGACAACUUUGAAUCAUUAUUAAUUUUCUUUUCAUCUCACAUUACUUGUUAAUUUUAUCUAUUCAUUAGACUAUCAAUUCACUUAGUUUCAACUCUGCAAUUAUUCAUAGUGAUAUCUCUUAUGACUCUCCAAUCUUCAGUGACUCACCCUACCCUAUACCAGGGGCGGUGAUGCUGGGGGCGAUCAUCCCCUUUGAUUUUUUUUAUACCUCUAAGUAUUGAUUAAACUAGAACUAGAGGAGAAAGGGGGGAAAUUGAAUAAGAAAGAAGAAUUUAGGAAAAGACUCUUGGUAAUAAUCAUGUGAUUGGAAGGGGGAAAAAUUACGCCACAUCUUGACCCUUAUCAAAAUAGUCUAGCACCGCCCCUGUUUCCAACAUAAACCAGACAAAUUCAUAUAUCCCUUUCUACCACAAGCAAACAGAGAACAUAGAGGCCAGUAGUAUUUCAUAUGUUUUCCCUGUCGAUAUAUUUUUACGAUAACAGAUUCAUUCAGGACUAUAUACAUGAUAUAGGAGUGCCAAACUGCCAAUAUCGUUUUCAUUUCAAUUGCGAGAAGGGAAGGUGUUGUUUUUGUGGUUAAUACUUAUCAUUUCGCAUUUCCAUUUUAAACGAAAAACUUCCAUUCACAAAAUGGCUGCCUCCAUUGUAUUCAACCGUCUCGCUAGUGCUUUUCAGACAAAAGAUUUCUGAACUCUGUAGCAAUUUACUCUUUAUGGUCGAACUGCAUUAUUGACUUCAAAUAUAUGCAAACCAGGAGCGUACGCAGGGGAUGGUUACAGGGGUUCAAACCUCCCUUUAAUUGUUUUGAUACGACCCCCCCCCUAAAAUAUGUUUGAAGACUUUUUUCUUUUUCUUUUUCUUCUUUUUUUCUUGUCAAAAUGUUUGGUGGUACGAAACGACGUAAAAUUUGUGGUGAAGACUUUUUUUUUUGCUUAUCAAUUCUUUUGGGGGGAAUAAACGACCUGAAGUUGGUGGUAAAGACUUUUUUUCGGGGGGGGGGGGUUGGCAACAUUUCAUUCAGCUUUAACCCCCCCCCCCUUGUAAAAAUCCUGCGUACGCUACUGAUGCAAGCACAUGUGUGAAUGUGGCGAUAUUUUAUUGAAGCGAUUAUGAGAAUAGGGUAUGAUUAUGAUCAUACAGAAAAUGUAAUACUGGAGGGAAAGAGAGACGGCAGUGAGAGAAAAUGGAUUAAAUUAUUUUAAGAGCACCGUGGAGUAUAGCAAUCAGAUUGCCUUUUAGUUGUAUUCAUAAUUUAUUUUGUAUUCUUCAUUUUUUUAGAGAAAAGUAGAAUCAGAAAUGUAACUCAAAAUAAUGUAUGUUUAAUUGAUUGCAACUUUUUGUACAGAAUAGAUUUGUAUUUACUCUUUAUUUUGUGAAUGAUUGAUUUUAUAUUCUCUGUUACUCGAUCCUAUUAAAGGCCAAAUCCACUCCGACCAAAACUUGAUUCGAAUAAAUAUAAUAAAAUCAAACAAGCACAACACUUCUUGUAGAUUUGAUGAUGGAGAAGCUCUUUAUCAUUAAUAGUUUUACAAUGGCGAGGACCAGUCAAUAAUGCAUAAGACGUGAAAUAAAAUUGUUCAAGUUUUUAAGAUUAAAUUAAAAGAAAUAUUGUGCGACACCAUCA
This is a messenger RNA of Lytechinus pictus (painted urchin), 3676 nucleotides long. Its product is annotated as glutathionyl-hydroquinone reductase YqjG-like. The record is from RefSeq and is a predicted model, not a curated record. The transcript has a single exon. NCBI's taxonomy places the organism in Eukaryota, Metazoa, Echinodermata, Echinoidea, Temnopleuroida, Toxopneustidae. Gene Ontology annotation, cellular component: cytoplasm. The coding region runs from base 141 to 1238 and encodes 365 amino acids. Gene Ontology annotation, molecular function: glutathione transferase activity.